AAGAAGUGACGCUCCUCCAAUCAACCCCCUCGCUCGCUCGCUCGCUCGCACCGACGCGCGCCACGGUCCCUGUUUGUCACGUUCGGCCCCGCUCACUCCCACACACCACAGUGAUCCCACUCCCACCGCGGAAUGCCACCUCCGACCCCAAGAACCAAGCGACGGGACGCGGCCAGGCUCCUCCUCCUCGCCACCCUCCUCCUCCUGCUCCUCACAUUCCUCUUCGCCCAGAGCGCAUUCGCCGCCGACGACCACCACGCACGCACGCUCCUCGACGCCAAUGCGGAAGCGGGCGCCGACGCCGAGCACGCGGCGGCCGUGGACCGGCAUUGCGCGGAGAUGCUGCACCGGGACGUGUGCGUGUCGACGCUGGCGGGCAUCCAGGGGCUCGCGCGGAAGCCGCUCGGGGACGUGAUCUCGGAGGUGGUGGAGCGCGCGGCGUCGGCGGUGCGCGCUGCCGCGUCCAACUGCACGUCCUACCUCUCCCGCCCGCACCGGCUGCGCCUGCGCGACCGCCUCGCGCUGUCCGACUGCCAGGAGCUGUUCGGGCACACGCUGAGCCAGCUCGGCACGGCGGCCGACGAGCUCUCGGCCGGCAACCGCAGCGCGGAGGACUCCAUCGCGGGCGUGCAGACGGUGCUGUCGGCCGCCAUGACGAACCAGUACACCUGCCUGGAGGGGUUCGCGGGGCCGUCGGCGUCGGAGGACGGGCGCGUGCGGCCCUUCAUCCAGGGCCGCAUCUACCACGUCGCCCACCUCGUGUCCAACUCGCUCGCCAUGGUCCGCCGCCUCCCGCAGCGCCGCCGCGGGCGCGCCCUCCGCGCGAGGACCACACGAAGCGAGGCGUUCGAGGGGUACGGGCGCGUGCGGCGCGGGUUCCCGGCGUGGGUGGCGGCGGCGGACCGGAGGCGGCUGCUGCAGCAGCAGCAGGGCGAGGGCGUCGUCGGCGCCCCGGACCUGGUGGUGGCCAAGGACGGGAGCGGCAACUUCACGACGGUGGGGGAGGCGGUGGCGGCGGCGCCCAACAACAGCGCGACGCGGUACGUGAUCCACAUCAAGGCCGGGGGCUACUUCGAGAACGUGGAGGUCGGGGCCGAGAAGACCAACCUGAUGCUCGUCGGCGACGGCAUGUGGAGGACCGUCAUCAAGGCCAGCCGCAACGUCGUCGACAACUACACCACCUUCCGCUCCGCCACGCUAGCGGUGAUUGGGACGGGGUUCCUGGCGCGGGACCUGACGGUGGAGAACGCGGCGGGGCCGGCCAAGCACCAGGCGGUGGCGCUGCGGGUGAACGCGGACCUCUCUGCCUUCUACCGCUGCAGCUUCGCGGGGUACCAGGACACGCUCUACGCGCACUCGCUCCGCCAGUUCUACCGUGACUGCGACGUCUACGGCACCGUCGACUUCGUCUUCGGAGACGCCGCCGUCGUGCUCCAGAACUGCAGCCUCUACGCGCGCCGCCCGGGCCCCGGCCAGAAGAACGUCUUCACGGCGCAGGGCCGCGAGGACCCCAACCAGAACACCGGCAUCGCCGUGCAGGGCUGCAAGAUCGCCGCCGCCGCCGACCUUGUCCCCGUGUUGUCGAACUUCUCCUCCUACCUCGGCCGGCCGUGGAAGACCUACUCCCGGACCGUGUUCAUGCAGUCCAAGAUGGAGAGCCUGGUGCACCCGCGCGGGUGGCUCGAGUGGAACGGCACCUUCGCGCUCGACACGCUCUACUACGCCGAGUACAUGAACCGGGGGGCGGGCGCCAACACGUCGGCGAGGGUGGCGUGGCCGGGCUACCGGGUGAUCACCAGCGACGCCGACGCCGGCAACUUCACCGCGCAGGCGUUCAUCCAGGGCGACCUCUGGCUCAACUCCACCUCCUUCCCCUACACGCCGGGCCUCGGAUAGAAUAGAGAUGAGAGGGUUUUUGAAUGACAAAAAUAAGGGGCGGUUCAUCUCAGGUUUAGUCAGGAAAGGGGUUAUACUAGGCUCUCCUCGUUUCUUCCCGUUCGUCUCUACUGUAUACACUGAAGAAAAACUGAAGUGCCAGCCAAUGUUCAGAUCUGCAAUGCCCAUUGGUAGUGUAUAACUAUUGUUCAGAUCUGUAAUAGUCACUGGUACUCAUGUAACUGUGCUGGUAGGGUUGGACUCUUUACAACAGAGGACGAAAAUUAAA
Triticum aestivum (bread wheat) is the source of this 2164-nucleotide messenger RNA. RefSeq names its product pectinesterase-like. The coding region runs from base 133 to 1896 and encodes 587 amino acids. NCBI's taxonomy places the organism in Eukaryota, Viridiplantae, Streptophyta, Magnoliopsida, Poales, Poaceae. The record is from RefSeq and is a predicted model, not a curated record. The transcript is spliced from 2 exons. Gene Ontology annotation, biological process: cell wall modification. Gene Ontology annotation, molecular function: enzyme inhibitor activity; pectinesterase activity.